AUGCUGUCGCCCCUGUUUUCGAGACUCUGGAACGAGCCGCCGGUCGGCUCAUCUAAGAAGGAGGCCGACGCAACGUUCCAAAUUCUUUACACAUCCGAUGAUGAUGGAUUGCAAUCGCGCGACAUCACGGCACCUCCUGAGUGGUACAAGCUGAUCGCUGGGUUAACGACGUCCCAAAAACGCAGUCCUAAGACCGGGCAGCAGGUUUUGUUUGUCUGUGGACCAAAGUCAUCCGGCAAAUCCACAUUUUCACGGUUACUCGCCAAUAGAUUCGUCACCAAAGAUGUCGCGAAUGUAGGCAAGCAGCCUAAGAAGUGGACGACACCCAGUGUUGCUGUGCUGGACAUUGACCCCGGCCAGCCCGAGUUUGGUACGCCGGGCUCGUUGUCCCUGGUGCACGUCCAAGAGCCAAAUUUCACGCCUACAUUCUGCCAUCCAUAUGUCGCCGGCAGGGAUAGCCAUAGCGACAGACUACUUCGUGCUCACGAGCUGGCGUCUGUGUCGCCUGCAACAGACCCGGAGCACUACAUUGAGUGUGUGCUGGAUCUCUAUUCUUUCUACCACAGAGACUUGCGGAAUCGCUGCCCACUUGUCGUGAACACGCCGGGAUGGAUCCAGGGCACGGGGUUGGAAAUACUUACGGAAUUGAUCGAGAGGAUGCGGCCAUCAGAUGUCAUCUACAUGUCGCAAGAGGGCCCCGAAGACACGGUCGCGGGCUUAAGAUCUGCAUAUCAGGGCGUACCUCUCCUGGAGUUGCCGUCGCAGCCGGGCGACCUCAAAGUUCGAACUGCUGCACAUCUCAGGACGAUGCAGACCAUGUCAUACAUCCACCUCGACUCCUCCUCUCAACCUACCUCGGCAACGCUGCGAUCGCAAAAGGCCCAGAGCAACUCAUACGCUUCGUGGCUGGCCAGACCUCCGCCGGCCGAUCUCAUUGCAGAUGCAAUCAAUGGUACGGUUGUCUCCAUUGUGGCUAUCGAGAAUAUGGCCGCGUUCCGGACAGUCACGGAGGCCAGUGACCAAGGCUUGGAGAUGGAGGUCGACACGGACGAAAGAGGGGAGAUGGACCAUGAUGCUCCAGGCUCCGUCACUCGUCGCCUUCCGCCACUUGUGCGCUCACCGGAAGGCAUCCCUUACAUUCUGAAUCCGGACGACCGAAAGCUGGAUCCAUGCCAUUCCUACAAACUGGGCAUCGCUCUUGUGAGAGGGAUCAAUGCUCAAAAUAAAGAGCUUCAUUUGUUGACGCCGCUGCCUGCUAGCGAGAUAAUCGACGAGGUUAUGCAGCAGGAUGGCGUCGGAAUUGUCCUUGUCUCGGGAAAGUUCGACUCGCCAACAUGGGCUUACACGGAGGAUCUUGUCUUGCAAAAUGCCAACAAGGAAUUUACGGGCAUAGUCGAUGGGCGUGACGACGUGGCUGAGGAUGAUUCAGACGGAGACGAUUCGGAGGCUGUAGCUGAUGGUGCGGCCAUGGAGAGCGAGGCCACUUCCCGUGGAAUAUGGCCACCAUCCGAGAUACCCUGGGUCGAGGCCCUACAAGGUGGACAAAAACGAGACAUCGGUUCCCGUGUAUGGCGCGUGAGGCGCGACCUUGGCCGUAACGCAGGCACUUCAAACGGCGGCGCCGAAUAA
This is a messenger RNA of Sporothrix brasiliensis 5110, 1629 nucleotides long. RefSeq names its product RNA processing protein. Gene Ontology annotation, biological process: cleavage in ITS2 between 5.8S rRNA and LSU-rRNA of tricistronic rRNA transcript (SSU-rRNA, 5.8S rRNA, LSU-rRNA). The transcript is spliced from 3 exons. The record is from RefSeq and is a predicted model, not a curated record. NCBI's taxonomy places the organism in Eukaryota, Fungi, Ascomycota, Sordariomycetes, Ophiostomatales, Ophiostomataceae. The coding region runs from base 1 to 1629 and encodes 542 amino acids. Gene Ontology annotation, molecular function: polynucleotide 5'-hydroxyl-kinase activity. Gene Ontology annotation, cellular component: nucleus.